Messenger RNA from Colletotrichum chrysophilum, 489 nucleotides. RefSeq lists its product as uncharacterized. The transcript is spliced from 2 exons. The coding region runs from base 1 to 489 and encodes 162 amino acids. The record is from RefSeq and is a predicted model, not a curated record. NCBI's taxonomy places the organism in Eukaryota, Fungi, Ascomycota, Sordariomycetes, Glomerellales, Glomerellaceae.
AUGAUCUCAGCAUGGCUCCCUAGCUACACGGCUCAAAAGGUCGAGCACCACUACUACCUCGCUACGAAGCGCAUACUGCGCAUAAUCGACGGGCUCGACGUGGGAGAGGUCGAACAAAUAAUACCGAGUUCCAUGGCAGGCUGGACCAGCGGAGGACUCUGGCUUUCAAAGUACAAAUGGAGGCUGUACGCUCGGUGCGAGAUCGACGAAGACGACCCCUAUUUAUACAGCGAGAUUACGUUCUUUCUCACGGACCUUCCAAAGCAGCUGGAGAAGGGUAUUCAAUGGACCGACGACGCCAGAGUAAAGGAUUAUGAAAAGUUGUUUCGUCGGCAGGGGUAUUGGGAGCACCACAUCGAGUGGAUGGGCCCGGGAAAUGACCCUGGUUGGUACGCGCUGACGAGAAUCAAGAGCGUCGAUGACCCGUCUGCCAUGACCCAAGACCCACGCAGCUUCUUUUCCCGAUGCCGAACCGUACAAGCGAUCUAG